Verticillium nonalfalfae is the source of this 852-nucleotide messenger RNA. RefSeq names its product mitochondrial ribosomal small subunit component (gene RSM25). The transcript has 3 exons. NCBI's taxonomy places the organism in Eukaryota, Fungi, Ascomycota, Sordariomycetes, Glomerellales, Plectosphaerellaceae. The coding region runs from base 1 to 852 and encodes 283 amino acids. The record is from RefSeq and is a predicted model, not a curated record. Gene Ontology annotation, molecular function: structural constituent of ribosome. Gene Ontology annotation, cellular component: mitochondrial small ribosomal subunit.
AUGGCUGUGACCAGGAUGGUGGAUCCUCCUGACCGAAGCUCCAAAUUUCAUGGCCUAGUACGCGACGAAAGGUGUAAACCAGCAAUUGAUCUUGCUCCAAAGUCAGACUUCCUCGAUCGGGUCACUCUUGCGAUGGGCAAACAAUUACGUCCCGCCAGGGUUUUCCAGACCGUCACCGAAGAGCUGGGCCACCGAAUCUUGCCGCAACAUCAAGUCCAGGCGCCGCCAUGGUACAAGGCCCUGAAGUCGAUCCCCCCUACCGAGACAGUCAUAAGGUCGCGAGCGACCGUUCUCCAGGCGUCUACAUCCAAGAGCAGGAAGCCUCGAAACCUAUUCAAGCCCCAGCAGAUCACCUACGAGGAGGAUGAACUACGAACGAUAUUCUUUAAGGACCAUCCUUGGGAGCUGGCGCGCCCGAGAGUCGUACUCGAACUCGAUGGAAAGGAUUGGCAACGAUGUGAUUGGAGUCGUGGCCUGCGGCAACCCGGACUGGCGAUCAGCGGCGAAAGUGUCGUGCAAAGACAAAUGUGGCUCAUGAACAAUACCGGUUUGCCACGCGAUCAAGCCUACGACAUGGCCAGGAAAGAGUUCUACGCUCUGCGACAGGAAGAGGAGGUCGAGAAGAGGGUAGCUAGAGAAGAGGCCCGGUACGUCGGGGCUUACUUCGGCAAGAACAAGCUGGAUAUCGCGCAGGAUCUCGAGGACAAGCAGUACGAGACUUGGAAGCAGUGGGCACAGUCCGAGGUUGUCCGGAUAGAGCAAGAUCGAAGUGCCUCCUAUCACAAGUUUGGCAAGGGAGACGAAGCUACAGACGACGAUGUUGCGGCGGUUGAGGCUGCUGAGAAGGAAUAG